Molecule: messenger RNA, 2082 nt
Organism: Dalotia coriaria
Lineage: Eukaryota; Metazoa; Arthropoda; Insecta; Coleoptera; Staphylinidae
Product: nuclear receptor subfamily 2 group E member 1-like
Exons: 7
Coding region: 117-1427 (436 amino acids)
Biological process (GO): regulation of transcription by RNA polymerase II; cell differentiation; anatomical structure development
Molecular function (GO): RNA polymerase II cis-regulatory region sequence-specific DNA binding; zinc ion binding; nuclear receptor activity
Source: RefSeq, a predicted model, not a curated record
GUGACUUUUCAGCGCGCGCUAAUCAACAUUUUAAGAAAUAUUUCGGUGAAAAGUUUUGUGUUGUGCAGUGUUUCAUCAAUGAUAAACAUUUAAAGUGCAAUAAACAAUAAAAAAAAAUGGAGGAGAAUCUAUCAAACGGAAAAACUGAACUUAUGUGCAAAGUAUGCGGCGACAAAGCGUCGGGAAAACACUACGGCGUUUCCAGUUGCGACGGAUGUCGAGGAUUCUUCAAACGAAGCAUUCGAAGAAAUUUGGAAUACGUCUGUAAAGAAAAUGGCCGCUGUAUUGUCGACGUCACACGCCGAAAUCAAUGUCAAGCGUGCAGAUUCCGCAAGUGUCUUCAGGUCAACAUGAAACGCGAUGCUGUUCAACACGAGAGGGCGCCGCGCACCACCGCACAAGCGUCGAUGCAUCACUAUCCGCUGUCGUUCGCACCGCGGCUACGUGGAUUGCAGUCGUCGACGUUCUUCACGGGACUGCAAGGACUUCCAUUGCAUUUACAUGCGCCAGCUGCGUCUAUACUGGAUCCUGCCAUGCAUAGCAAUUAUAUUCAACAAGGAUUAUUGUAUCCUAAUAUGUUGCAAGGCACUUUUGCUAAGCCAAUGUUUAAUAAUUCGAUAUAUUCCAAGCCUCUUUUCACAUCCCCUUCAGCCCUGAGUCAUCAACAAAUACUGAAAGAAGAUGAAGUUACCAGUAGUGAAGAAGCAAGUACUAAAACAGAGGAACCCAUUGAAGUGGUAUCACCCGUAGAUAAUAAACGGUUAGAAUUACCGAUUAUGAAUAAUGAGCCACCGCAAAGUGUCCGAAGGGUGGAGAUGCCACACGUGGGACAUGUUCUAUUCCCUACUGAAAAUAUCUACGAAUCCGCCGCGAAAUUAUUGUUUUUGAGUAUUAAAUGGGCACGGAGUAUUCCUUCGUUUUUGCAAUUGUCUUACCGCGAUCAGUCUGUGCUUCUAGAGGAGAGUUGGAAUGAGUUGUUUAUUUUAACGGCAGCACAGUGGGCAUUACCAAUUGAUGAAAAUCUGUUGGUCACUAAUGCAAUAGCUCCGAGUAAUCGCCAAGUAGGUUUGGAAGAAGACGCGAGGAAACUUCGCGAUGUUAUCAAUCGAUUAACACUAUUAAGAGUAGAUCAUACGGAACACGCUUGUUUAAAGGCUUUAGUGUUAUUCAAAGCAGAAUGUCGUGGAUUAUGUGAAACAAACCACGUGGAGAUGCUCCAGGAUCAGACACAUGUAAUGCUCGCUGAAUACUGCACACAACGUCAGGGUACGCACAAAGGUCGUUUUGGUAAACUAUUACUUGCUUUACCUGCUGUUCAGAGUGUAACAAAACGUGGACUUGAAGAAUUACUUUUCAAACAAACCGUAGGUGAUGUUGCAAUUGAUAGAUUGUUAGGAGACUUAGCAAAAGCAACACAACCGACUUAAACUUAAGUCAUCUUGAUGUGAAAUACGCGUAAAUCAAAAGUACUGACUGUCAAUAAAUAGCACAAUACCAGAUUGUGUUUGAUGUACUAGUACUAGAAGAUAUUAUAUUAUUACUAAUAGUAUGGAUGUUUGUUGUCACACAUUAAAAAGAAGAUUUAUUGGGGAAUGGUACCAGAGAGGGAUAAAAAGAGAGCUGACCUUGCAAACUGGGACUGGACUGCUGGACGACUCAGACACGACUGAACUCAAAUCGCACUAAGUGCGCGCCUUUUAUACCUGCGGUUGACCCACAAAAAGUGGUGGGGGAAGAGGAGUUCCGACGCGAGCAUCAACGCACCGCUCAGUAACUUCCCCCACCACUUUUUGCGGAUACUCCACGCACAGACUCGCCACUGCGCAUCACCGGCCUCCCCCACUCCUUCCUUUCACCCCACCACGUUCAACCUCAAGCACCGCAGGUAUAAAAGGGCGUCGCGCAAGGACACUCGUGCUCAGUAGUGCCUGAGUCUUCCAGCAGUCCAGUCACAGCUCUCUAGGGUCCUCUCCCCUCCCCUCACUCAUUCUACGGUUGUUCAUCAUAGCUCGGGUCCUCUCUAAAUUAAACUCAAACAAAGUCCGCGGCAAUUCUAUACAAUAUACCUAAUCUCACUCAUCG